CUUAAAUGACGUCAUCGCAAGAAAGUCUCUCACACACACAGGGACAAACACACACGAAGGGAAGGAGGAGGUGAACUCCUGCAAACAUGGCGUGCUGGUUUCGUUUGGACUUUACUCGGGGCGGAUUCGAACCUCGACCACGACCUCGGGCGGCUGUUAUCGGUCUCGGGGGCUCCGCGUGAGGGCGGGUUGAUGGAAACUUGCCUCAUUUACCGGGAGAACAAGUUGUCUUUGCUGGGCUCUUGCUCCUCCUUGCGGCCACCAGCCUUCCCUCUUCAUCAUCAUCAUCGUCAUCAUCAUCAUCAUCAUCAUCCUCAGUCAGCAUGAACAAACGGGCGGGACUACCACAUGACUAUGGUCUGAGCAAAGCCGACAUGUUGGAUGCCGUCCUUGGCUGUGAGCAGGCCUGCCAGCGGGGGGACUUUGCCCUGGCUGUGGGUCUUUGCACGGAGGCACUGGCCACGGACCCCCUAAACUGCGUGGUGUACAGCACCCGCUCGGCGGCCCACCUCAGCUUGGGCCGCUACCAUCAGGCCCUACACGAUGCCAACAAGGCCCGAGACAUCAACCCCAAGUGGACACAGGCUUACUUCCGCCAGGCAGUGGCGCUGCAGCAUCUCGGACGCCACGAAGACGCCCUGGCGGCCUUCGCCUCGGGCGUGGCGCAGGACCCGAAGAGUCUGCAGCUUAUGUCGGGCAUGGUGGAAGCUGCCAUGAAGUCGCCACUCAGAGAUUCUCUGGAGCCUACCUAUCGCCAGCUGCGGGCCAUGAAGCUGGAGCGCAGCCCCUUUAUGGUGGUAUCGCUGGUCGGACAGGAGUUGCUGGCACACGGCUUCUAUGCCGCCGCUGCGGAGGCGUUAGAAGCGGCACUGCAGAUUGGCACAUGCUCACUGAAGAUGCGUGGCUCCAUCUUCUCGGCACUCAGUGCGGCAUACUGGUCGUUGGGCUACGCGGAGAAGAGCUUGGACUACAUGAAGCAGGACCUGGAUGUGGCCCGGACCUUAGGUGACCAAACGGGUGAAUGCCGUGCCCACGGCAACCUUGGCUCCGCCCUCUUCUCCAAAGGCAGUUACCGAGAGGCGUUGGCCAAUCACAGGCAACAACUGAUUCUGGCCAUGAAGCUUAAGCACAAAGAGGCAGCGGCCGAUGCCCUCAGCGGUUUGGGUCACGUGUACACGGCCAUCGGCGACUACCCCAAUGCGCUAGCAAGCCACAAGCAGUGCGUCGCACUGGCCAGACAAAAUGGCUGCCAGCUCUCUGAAGCCCGCCAGUUGGGCGACAUGGGCGCCGUAUACACCGCCAUGGGGGAUGUCACCAGCGCCCUGCGGUGCCACCAGCAACACUUGGACAUCGCCAAGACUUUAGAGAACCAACGCGAGGAGGCUCGGGCAUACAGCAACCUGGGCAGUGCCUACCACUCUCAGCGGGACUACGACAAAGCCGUGUCAUACCACAGUCGAGUUCUGAAGCUGGCUCAGGAGCUUGGAGACCGUACCGUGGAGAUGAGGGCCUUCGCUGGCUUAGGACAUGCCGCCCGAUGCAUGCAGGACCUGGAGGGCGCACUGCGGUAUCAUCAACAUCAACUGGAAAUUGCAGAGGAGCUGCAGGACUCCGGGGCUAAAGGCCGAGCCUCUUCCAACCUGGGCAUCGUCCAGCAGAUGCGAGGUGACUACAAGGUUGCAUUGAAGCUCCACAAGGCUCACUUGACCUGCGCCCAGGAGCUGGGUGACUACGCCGCACAGGGAAGGGCCUACGGCAACAUGGGCAACGCCUACCAUGCCCUGGGCCUCUACGAGCAAGCUGUGGGGUUCCACCGCCAGGAACUGAACAUCUCCCUGGAGGUGAAUGACAGAGCAUCCCAGGCAUCCACACAUGGCAAUCUGGCGGUGGCCUACCAGGCACUGGGUGCACCGGACCGGGCCCUCAAACACUACUUGCACCACCUGAGCAUCUCACGGGAGCUCGGUGACGUUCAAAGUGAAGCGAGAGCUUUAGCAAACCUGGGCAACUUCCACUGCUGCAGAGGUGACUACAAGCAGGCGUUACCGCACUACCAGCAAUACUUGCUUCUGGCUCCCGGCCUUCAUGAUCUGGAGGGCGAGGGCAAAGUUUGCCACAACUUGGCUUAUGCCCACUUUUGCUUGGGGCAGUACCAAGACGCUGCCAGAUACUACAAGCAGGAUCUGGCUUUGGCCCAGGACCGACAGGAUAAGUUGGCCCAGGCCAAAGCCUACUGUAACCUGGGCCUGGCCCACAAAGCCUUGGGGGAGUUUGGCAGAGCAGAAGAAUGUCAGAAAUAUCUGCUUCAGAUUGCACAAGCUUUGGACAAUACACAGGCAAUGUUCAGGGCUUUGGGCAAUCUCGGAGAUGUCAGCGUUUGUCGGGAAGAUCUUCAGGGAGCCGCCAGCUUCUACCAGCAGCAGUUAUCUUUAGCUCAUGAGCUCAGUGAUCACAAGAUGGAGGCAGAUGCCUACUCAGCGCUAGGAUCAGUAUACAGGUUGCUUGGCCAGCUGGACACGUCCUUGUCCUUUCACAGCCAAGAGCUUACCCUGCGCAAAGAUCUGGGCAACCAUCGCGGGGAGUGCCACGCUUUGGGUUGUCUGGCUGCCAUCCACAUGGCUCUGGGAGACUACGACACAACCCUGCAGUGCUACGAGGCUCAGCUGGACCUGACGCAACAGCUCAACGAUGCCCACCUGGAAUCUCAAGUCCACGGGAACAUGGGCAUCACCAAGAUGAACAUGGGUCACUUUGAGGAGGCCAUUGGUUUCUUGGAGCAGCAGCUGGCCAUGUUGCAACAACUGAGUUCCAAGGAGGGCAUCGUGGAUCGGGGGAAGGCUUACGGGAACCUAGCAGACUGUUACAACGCCUUGGGAGACUUUGAGGAGGCCAUUCGGUACUAUGACAAGGCCCUGCCGGUGGCUCAGAGUCUCAAACAAGUUCAGGACCAGGAGAAAGCCUACAGAGGACUUGGCAAUGCUCACAGGUCGAUGGGCAAUCUGCAACAAGCUGUGGUGUGCUUGGAGAAGAGGCUGGUGGUGGCUCAUGAGCUUGCUGGACCAGAAGGCGGGAAGGCACAGGCGUACGGAGAGCUGGGUGCCCUGCACAGCCACCUGGGAAACUACGAGCAGGCCUUGUCUUGCCUGGAGCACCAACUCAGCAUUGCUCGAUCAGCCGGGGACAAAUCCCUGGAAGCAGAGGCCAGCGACGUGGUUGGCGGAGUUUACCAGCUGAUGGCUGACUACGAGACGGCACAGCAAUGGCACCAAAGAGCUCUGGACAUGGCGGAGCAGACGGGUUGCGUGAAGAAGCAAACACGAGCCUACGGAAACCUGGGAGCGACCUAUGAGGCUCUGGGCAACUACGAGAGGGCUCUGGUUUUCCAGGAGCAGCACCUUAGCAUGGCGGCGCAGACCAACAACUUGGUGGCCAAAACGGUAGCGUACGGCAGUUUGGGGAGGAUACACCACGCACUGGGCAACUACACGCAGGCCGUGAUGUACCUGCAGGAAGGUCUUCGCCUGGCUGAGCAGUUGGCUCGGAGAGAAGACGAGGCUAAGAUACGCCACCGCCUUGGCUUGGCUCUGUGGGCUGCUGAAAACCUGGAGGAGGCCCAACACCAGCUCUACAGAGCAUCAGUUCUCUUUGAGACCAUUCGCCGCGAGAUGCAGCACAGCCCGGACUACAAGCUCUCCCUCUUUGACCUACAGACGGACUCGUACCAGGCUCUCCAGAGGGUCCUCGUCAGCCUGGGCCGCCAUGAGGAGGCGCUGGCCAUAGCGGAGCGAGGCCGAACCCGGGCCUUCACUGACCUACUGGUGGAACGUCAAAAAGUACACCAGCAGUCAGCAGGCUCAGACCAGUACGCCCCGGUUACGGUGGAGCACAUCCUGGAGACGGUCAACUCCCAGAAGGCCAUGGUGCUGUAUUUCUCCGUGGUGGGAGACUUCCUGUACAGCUGGCUGCUGGCUCCCGGCUCAGGCAUCGUCAAGUUCAACCAGACUUGUCUCGGAGCUGACGCGCUGGAGUUCCAAGAGCGCUUGAGCUUGCAGGAUGCGAGUCCGCUCUCGCUGGAGCAGUACAUCAGCAAUGCCAGAGAGGUUCUGGGAAUUGAUGGAAACCUCGGCAGGCUUAACGCGGACAGUGAGACCGAGAGCGAAGCCGGAGAUGUUCCGAAGCGACACUUUGACGAGCUCAAUGACAAAAUGAACUCCGAUGACGACCCCAGCGGCUACCUGCGCAUGGUGUCCAGGAACAACAUCUUCAACGGAAGUUGCCGCAGUGUACGUAGCAUCAACAGCAUUUCUUCAGCGAAGGACGGCUCGUCUUCUCCUUCCCGCUGGUCGGGUAUCAAACCUUCUCCUCUACGUGCUCUCUAUGACUUGCUCAUCGGGCCGAUGGAAACGGCCCUGCUGCAUGGAGGUGGUCCAACGGGCCGACACCGGCAACUAGUUCUGGUCCUGGAGGGUGACUUGUACCUGGUGCCUUUCGCCUUGCUCAAAGGCAGCUCGUCAAACGAGUUCCUUUAUGAGAUGUUCAGUCUGCUUUGCGUGCCCUCAUUAGCAAGCCUCCGAGUUUCCGAAAAGCAUUCUAACCCCGUUGUCGCCUUACCCUGCUGCGACGCCGGCUCAGCGCCCACCGUGGUGGGGGCGCCGCACCUGCCGCCCGGCAUGAUGCGGCGCUGGAUGUGGGGGCCGCUGCCUUCGGCCCAGGAUGAGGCUCUGUGUCUGGGGGAGCAGCUUAGGUGUCGCCUGCUCACCGGCGUCAAUGCCACAAAAGAGAGUGUCAUCGCUGCCCUCUCGCGGGCACAGUGCGUUCAUUUCGCCACUCAUGUCUCCUGGAAGCUCGCCGCCCUGGUGCUCGCCCCCAGCCGGGAACGAACCGCCGGCCAGGAAGAAGAGGAGGAGGAAGAGGGGGGCCGGCGGACGCUGCCAUCAAGUGCGGAACGCUGUGUCGGAGGAAAGAGGAGUUGCAAGGACGUUGACAGCAUUGGUGAGAAUGCAUGUGAAAGCGCAUGCAGCGGUCCGCCGCUUCAAGACUUCCUCCUCACGGCGGCGGAUAUCUUGGAACUCAACCUGAGUGUCAAGCUGGUGGUCCUCAGGUUGUACCCGGAGUGUGGCGUGUGGCUGACAUGUGACGGCUUGUUGGGCCUGACCGGAGCCUUCCUGUCGGCGGGCGUCCGAUGCGUGUGCGUGUCCCUGUGGCCCACGCCGCCGCCUGCCGCCAAACUCUUCAUGCAGAGCUUCUACUCGGCCCUGCUCAACGGCGCCCCCUCUAGCGCCGCACUCAACGGCGCCAUGAGGGCGCUACACAACAGCAAGGACUUUGCACACCCCUCCAACUGGGCAGGUUACCUUCUGAUCGGUAGCGAUGUUAAGGUCAACGGCCCCGAGUCUGCGCUGCGACAGGCCUUGGCAGAGGUCCUCCGGCAUGCCAACCGGGCCAGGGAUGCCCUGAGGGUUCUUCUGCACCUGGUGGAGAAGGCCUUGCAACGCAUUCACACUGGCCACACGAACCCCAUGUAUACAUCGCAGCAAAGUGUGGACAAGAAGGUCGGUGGCGUACCCGGGUGGCGCUCCCUGUUGUCGGCGUUGGGUUUCCGUUUGGACGUAGGCAAAUCCGGCCUCCCCGCCGCCGUCUUCUUCCCCACGUCGGACCCUGGAGAGCGGCUGCAACAGUGCAGUCUCACCAUGCAAGCCCUACUCGGUCUGAGUGCUGCUGCUCUUCGGGCUCUUUGCAAACUGGUGUCAGCACCUGAGGCAGGAGAGCAACUCAUAUACAAGCUCCAUCAGGUGCUUCUGCAGCUGCAGUCAUCUGACUGCGAGCGUGACCAAUCAUCGACUGCCAUCCCAAUGUCCCUCAGCGUGCAGGCGUGGAGGCUUCCCGGCUGCCACGAGUUCCUCGCCGCGCUCGGGUUCGACCUAUGUGAGGUGGGUCAGGAGGACGUUCUGUUGAAGACGGGGAAGCAGGCCAGCAGGCGUGUUAUCAAUUUUGCUAUCCGGUCACUCCUGGCGCUUUUUGACUCCACGGAUCUUUCCAAGCGUGUGAGCAUGUACAGCUCCUCCUCUCUGGAGUCUCUCUCGUCCUCCCCGUUGGCCCCUCAGCACCCGUCUUUUCCCGCCUCGCCGCCUCGUCCUUCCGUCCCACCCGCGAUCUGCCCGGAUGCAUUGUCCAGCGACGCCAUCUCCGUCUAUAGCCUCAGCUCGCUCACCUCCUCCUUCAGCUUCUUGUCACGACCCGAGCCCGCAGGAAGUGAUGUCGACAGUCGGUGCACGCAACCGCAGGAGGGGAUGAUGACGCCUUGCCGCUCCAGGCGAGUGACCAAUCAGGGUAAAGGGGAGGCGGGCGAUGAGGACUACCAGGGCUACGCCAUCAUUAGCAGCGAGCCUCUGAGGCCAGAGCACCGUGACACACCAUCUGCAGGACACUCCCACACCAGGGGGGCCAAUGGACAAGGGUCUGCCACCACUUCCACGGCAGCAUCUCCCAACAAAGCGGCACCGCCAAAAGUUCCUGCCAAGCCGCAUUACAAACAGAAAAUUUCAUCUCCUCAGAGGAGCAUGACGCCCGGCAAAGGGAAGAUUAGCAACUUCGAGUCAGACCGCUCAAGUACGGCGACCGACAGCACCAUCAAGUCCCAGGAGGAGCGCAGCAUACCGGUGGGGCAGCUGGACCCCCAGGAGCUGGCUCGCAAGAUCCUGGAGGAGACCCAGGGCCACAUGCGAGCUGUGGAGAGCCUGCAGAGGGUCCCGGGGCGGCGCUGUCUCUCGACGCCCACCACCCCGAUUCUGAGCAGGGGGGCACGUGCCUUUCAGCCGUCUGAGACCAGCGCCUUCAGCAGACCACCAAGUAGAACGAGUCUCAGUGCUGUGCCCCUCAGUCCUCUCUCUCCCAGACCACCAUGCCGCUCCUCUUCCCUGCAGAAGCUCAUUCCGCCCUCAUCUCCCAAAGAUCUCAACAAACGUUCAACGAGCAGUGAGUUUCACCUGAAACUACCUGACAGAGAGUGCGACUUCAAACCUUUGCCUCAAGGCGGGUCUUUUCUCAGACCGUCAACUGGGAAAGAGUCCCACAUCAAACAACCAGGCAAAGGGUCCCACCUUAAAACCUCAUCUGCAAUUGAAUCCCGUCUCAAACCUUCACCUGCCAACGAAUCCCACGUCAAACCAGCUGGCAGCGACUCCCACCUCAAGGCUUUUUCCCACCUCCAAACUUCACCUGGCAUUGAGUCCCAUCUCAAAACGUCACUUUACAGCGAGUCCCACCUUAAACCAGCUGGCAGAGAUUCUCACAGGAAAAAUUCACCUGAUAUCGAUUCCUACUUCAAACGUUCACCUGACAGUAAAUCCCACAUAAAACCAUCUGGCAGAAAUACAGAUUUCAAACCACCUGGUCGAGAGUCCCACCUCAAACUGCCACUUGAGAUUAAGUCCCACCUAAAAUCUUCGCCUGGGAGCAAGUCCCAUCAAAAACCACCCAGCAGUGAAGCACACCUCAAACCAUCCCUUACACUACCCCCCUCCCCGAUUACCGUUUCUCGCUCUAAAACCUUCAAGGCGGCUCGCCAACACGAAGGCGUGGCCCCUGCCAGCCUCCUUCCAGUAAAGAAAAUGAGCACAGUGCGGAAGGACGUUCUGGGUUUGCUGGACCUUUCGCCGCGACAUGAGCCCAGUGAGAGUCUGGACCGUCUCCACAGUGUGGACACCAAAUCGCCGCCUACCGCCAAACCUUCUAAACGCACCAAAUUUCCUGCUGGCUACAAAUUUCUAGCGGGGCAUUUUUUCCAUUCCUCUAAAUGUUGACAUUGGCACCUUCCUGGUUGCCUUGGAGAUUGAGUGAACCUGAUGUUCUGAGAGGGUUACGGUAGAAGUCAGUGAAAUGUGAUGAGACAGUGUUGGUUGCUAGGUAACGAAUGUUGAUGUGAGUGAAGCAUACAGAAAGAAAACUAUUGAGGAUUGGACUUGAGUUAAGAUGAUUCUGUGCUGAUACAACCCGUCUUCCAAUGAAGUUGGAACUUUUUGUU
This is a messenger RNA of Hippocampus comes (tiger tail seahorse), 8023 nucleotides long. It is a transcript of the gene ttc28, whose product is annotated as tetratricopeptide repeat domain 28. The record is from RefSeq and is a predicted model, not a curated record. NCBI's taxonomy places the organism in Eukaryota, Metazoa, Chordata, Actinopteri, Syngnathiformes, Syngnathidae. Gene Ontology annotation, molecular function: protein binding. The transcript has 32 exons. The coding region runs from base 324 to 7802 and encodes 2492 amino acids.